Molecule: messenger RNA, 1524 nt
Organism: Penicillium cataractarum
Lineage: Eukaryota; Fungi; Ascomycota; Eurotiomycetes; Eurotiales; Aspergillaceae
Product: cytochrome P450
Exons: 5
Coding region: 1-1524 (507 amino acids)
Molecular function (GO): oxidoreductase activity, acting on paired donors, with incorporation or reduction of molecular oxygen; monooxygenase activity; heme binding
Source: RefSeq, a predicted model, not a curated record
AUGUUCGGCUUGACUUUAUUCGACCUGGUAAACGUUACUGCCGGUCUCUGCGGUGUUUACAUCGUUGCGCUGUCCGUGUGGAGAAUAUAUUUUCAUCCUUUGGCGGGGUUUCCUGGUCCACGACUGGCAGCGUUGACCUUGUGGUACGAAUCCUACUUCGAUGUUUUCCUGGGAGGUCAAUACUUCAAGGAGAUUGAUCGCCUCCACGCGCUUUAUGGCCCAAUUGUUCGGAUCAGUCCCAAUGAACUGCAUGUCAAGGAUCCCAACUGGUUCGCGGAGCUCUAUCCGGCAGGAAAUACUCGAAGACGAGACAAGUAUGCCUGGUUUCUCUCCGAAGGGACGGAUGCGACCAGCUCAGCGACAGUACACCACCAUCUCCAUCGGCAGCGUCGUGCCACAUAUGCCCCCAGCUUUUCAAAACAAGCCAUCGUCGGGUAUGAGCGAACCCUGAUCGCGCCCGCCGUUGAGGGUAUGUGUGAGACCCUCGACCAAUAUGUCUCGCAGGGGAAACCCGUGGUAUUAGGAACUGCCUUCGCCAGCAUUACAAUCGAUGUGGUGUUGCAGAUAUGGUAUGGAGCACCAGCUGGGCAGCCCCAACUUUGGUCUUGGUUUCCCAAAUGGACAAAUCCACUACCAACUCUGCUCGGGGCGUCACACGCCCUACGACACUUUCCACAGCUUUUCCUCCUCCUGUCACUUCCCAGUUCUUGGCUCAAAAAUAUCCCGGAUGUUUCAUUUAUUCUGAAUUUACAGGAGGCCUCAAAUAGCCUCGCAGCGUCUGCUAUAGAGGCAAAGAAACCAAACGUCUUGCAUAGAGUCUAUAGCAGUGCGCUGCCGUCCGGAGAACGAUCUCCCAAGCGACUGGCCGCGGAGGGUUUUAGCUUUGUUAUGGCGGCAACGGAGAGCACAGCUCAAACUGUAGCUUCAAUUCUGUACCAUUUGGCCGACAACCCUCCCAUUUUGCGAGAACUGCGAGCUCAAAUGGGCCGAGUGAUGGAGGAGUGCCAGGGUGAGCCAACCUGGAAUGAUCUGGAGCAGCUGCGAUACCUUCGCCAUAUCGUUAUGGAAGGCAUGAGAGUCACUGCAUCUGUGACUGGCCGAUUGGCUCGGGUCGCCCCAGAUGAGACGCUCACAUAUGGAACGUGGGUGAUUCCCCCGGGCACACCGGUCAGCAUGGAUCAUCAUUUCACCCAUCUGGAUCCCUCAAUCUUUGAAGAUCCAACUAGUUUUGACCCUUUCCGCUGGCAGAGAGCGGCAGAUGAGGGAAGUCCGCUCGAUCGGUAUUUGAUCCCGUUCGGCCGUGGAAGUCGCAUGUGCAUUGGCAUCAAUGUUGCAAAAGCAGUAAUUUACCGGACCAUUGCAGAGAUGGUCUUACGGUACGAUAUGGAACUCUAUCAGACGACGAGAGAGGAUGUCGACAUUGUGCGCGAUAACCUGAUGGGAGCUACCAAGGCAGGCUCACAGGGCAUUCGACUGCUUCUAUCUAAACGAGAGGAAAAGAAACUCGUGAGCCUGGCCAAUUAA